Athene cunicularia (burrowing owl) is the source of this 2147-nucleotide messenger RNA. It is a transcript of the gene GINS3, whose product is annotated as GINS complex subunit 3. The transcript has 3 exons. The record is from RefSeq and is a predicted model, not a curated record. Lineage: Eukaryota; Metazoa; Chordata; Aves; Strigiformes; Strigidae. Gene Ontology annotation, biological process: mitotic DNA replication initiation. The coding region runs from base 43 to 513 and encodes 156 amino acids. Gene Ontology annotation, cellular component: GINS complex.
CACGCCUGGCCUUCGCGCUGGGCCGGGCCGCGCCGGGCCGCCAUGCAGGGAUCAAAGCUGGAAGUACCUCUGUGGCUUGCUAAAGGUCUACAUGACAGCAAAAGAAGAAUAAUUUCUGUGGAACUGCCAAAGAUUUACAAGGAAGCUUGGAGGACAGUGUUCAGCGCUGAUGCCAAUGUGGUCGAUCUGCAUAAAAUGGGGCCAUACUACUAUGGAUUUGGUUCCCAGCUCCUGAAUUUUGACAAUCCAGAGAAUCCUGAGAUAGCUCAGACUAUCCUGCAGACGUUUAUUAGCCGUUUCCGUCGUAUCAUGGACUCCUCUCAGAAUGCCUACAACGAAGACACAUCAGCGCUGGUGGCUCGGCUGGAUGAACUGGAGCGAGCCUUAUUUCGAGCUGGCCAGAAAGGGCUGAAUGACUUCCAGUGCUGGGAAAAGGGACAGGCUUCUCAAAUCACAGCUUCCAGUCUGGUCCAGAAUUACGGGAAAAGAAAGUUCACAGAUGUGGAUUGUUGAAAACCUUGAAGAACGUGGUGCUACAGUGCAGAACACUGAGAGGUUUACAGUCUGUCUGCCACAGAAGAGCAAGAUGAACAGCUUUGGGGAAGGACAGGCUUCCUGAUCAUUGAUGGGAAUUCUUCUCUGUAACAUCUUUGGAUUACAUUAGUGCAAAUUUUAAAGGCAGGAAGCAAGGGUAUAAAAAAUAGAUAGCCUCACAUCACUGGAUAGCUUUGCAGCUUACCCAUACAACUCCUGAGGAUUUUCAGUUAAAGUGUUUGCUAGGUGGCUGAAAGGGUUUUCUAAAAGGGUGAUUAAUAUUUAUUAUUCCUUAUCUUCCAAAUGGAUAUUUACAGUAUCAGAUCUUUUGGGAGAAAAGUGUAACUCUCUGUAUUUCAUCUUGCCCUUCUCAUUCAAACCUCCUAGGAACAGCUGUCACCAGGUUCCCUGUUCUUUGGAGACCACCAGUGAUGUGGAAAAAAGUGUGGUACAGACUGCAUUGAAUUUUUCUCAUUUCUUAUACAUUGAGGUGCAACAGGUACUCUUUGUGAUGCAGGAAUGUUUUUAUAUGCUGACUUUUGUACUUAGUGCCUUGGAGAAAAACACCUCCUCCACCAUGUAGCAAGUGAAGUGGGUAUGCAAGUCUCAUCCUCACUCUCCCUUUUGGCCCUUGCGGGGUUGAUGCUGCAUGUGAUGGAGAAUGUUCUUGUUUGAUGCAAGGGAUGUGUGUCUGUAAUGGGUGUUAAGCUCCUCUGCUUGUUUUACAGAGGAGGCAACAGAAGGCAACAAAGAGUGAGUCUGGACUGGAUCAGAAGCAGCAACUUUAAUGGAAACUCCGCAAUUCUCAACCUCUGAGCCAUCUAUUUUCCCAUGAGAAAUUCUGAUUACUGAAUUUGGUUAGUAGAAGGGACAGAGCAAAUGAACUGAGUUUCCUUCCUUCUGAUCCAUCUAAAUGAUCCUAGUAAAUGUCAUUCUUACCAGUAUGAGUCACUGGAGUUGGAGUUGGAUCUUCUGAACAGCACAGUGGUUAUCAUCCUGUGUGGAUGCCCUAAAACUAAAUUAUCUGAAGUCCCAUUGGAUUGGAAAUAGAAAACAGAUGGUUAUCUCUGUAGGAUGUAGUUCUCAUGGUGAUCAGGAUGGUUGUCCUUUGAAGCAGGUAUUAGACAUCUUACGGGUGCUUCUAAUCAUCUGUAGCAGCUGGACCUUGCAGACUACUUAAGUGGAGGAGCCAGAUCGUAAUGAUACUGAGCACUUCCUCUUCUGUGGGAAUUGCUGCAAGUGACAGCCAGAUCCAAAUCUUGGAGUUGUUGUUACUGGCCUUGCACAUGCACCUGGUUAUUGGAUACUUCAAACUGGAAACCUAAGUACAAAGGGUGCGUGGCCUCCCAUACCGAAGUACUGGAUACUUCAAUAUGGGAGGUGGUGAGAGGGGGCAGCGUGCAGGCUGCACCAGCACCUUGGCAUCUUUGCCUCAGCUGUACAGGGCACAGGAGGUGAGUUGGAAGCUGUGCCUGCAAAGUAUUUCAAGUACAUGCAAGAUCAAAUAACUGCUGCACUUAAUGAGUUAAUGGCACACAAUAGCCUAUGCGUUUUGAUGGAGCUUUUGUAUAUUCUCUAUUUCUGGAUUUUUAUGUUGAAUAUUUGUAUGGGGA